Molecule: messenger RNA, 2314 nt
Organism: Amyelois transitella
Lineage: Eukaryota; Metazoa; Arthropoda; Insecta; Lepidoptera; Pyralidae
Product: E3 ubiquitin-protein ligase TRIM45
Exons: 11
Coding region: 176-2077 (633 amino acids)
Biological process (GO): positive regulation of DNA-templated transcription
Cellular component (GO): nucleoplasm; chromatin
Molecular function (GO): ubiquitin-protein transferase activity; zinc ion binding; protein binding
Source: RefSeq, a predicted model, not a curated record
ACCCGUCUUUGGAGUGAGACGUUUUGGUGUAAACGCCUUAAUCUUCCGUAAUAAUUGACGCAACGCUUAAAAAAGUAUUUAAAUAAUUAUCAAAAUCUUGUGAUUUAAUUGAGAACAAUGAAUGACAAAAAAUAAAAAAGCCUAGUAAUUUAAAAAGAAUAUUUUAAAUUUGAAAAUGGAAGUGGACCGAAUUUUUUAUAUUUUCGGAAGUUUUUCACGCAAGAAACAAGACAAAAGAAAAUCAUUAGGGCAAGCGCAGACAUCGAUUAGUGCAGACAAUAGUCCUUUGCAUAGAGAACGUCCAACCAGCCAGUGUUUGAACAUAGCGCCCAGGACUUCUGCUUAUGAUGAUGGCAAAAAAGAGGUGCCUAAGGAAUGGGAGUGUGGACUAUGUAAGAAGCAGUUGGUGGAGCCGAGGGUUUUGGGAUGUCUUCACAGUUUCUGCACGCGGUGCCUCCAAGGUUUACAUCAGGAAGGAGAGGCUGAGGUCUGGAGCGAGGUAGAUGGAGGGUCGAUCCACCUGGAGCAGAGGGAACAUUCAGGGGGUGGAUCAGCUGGUUCAGGGUACGAGAGCGACCCUCGGAACUCAGGGUCAGACGGCAGUUGGGAGAAGCAGCACAAGUACGGCAUUUUCACGAGGAAGAUAUCCGGCAAAAGCGUACAGUUCCUACUCUGUCCAUCAUGUGGGUAUGAGACCCCGCUUCCCCUGGCCGGGGUAUCAGCCCUCCCCCUGAACUAUGUUCUUAUGAGGAAAAUGGCGAUUGAAGAGGAAAUCGCCAGCGUUUUGUGUGACCUGUGUAACAGCGAUAAUAAGGCCGAAAGUCGUUGCAACCAGUGUCUUGUCAGCGUUUGCACUUCUUGCGAAGAAGCCCACCGCAGACAGAAGGCCACAGCCAGACAUUCCCUACAACCCCUGGAUCCAUUGCCGGCCAAGUUCUGUAACCAACACCCGAGAGCUGAACUGACGGUGUACUGUGCCACUUGUCAACAGGUGGUAUGUCGUGACUGUUGUAUCAUCUCCCACUCCGGGCACGCGCUGGCCAACGCGUCCCGGUCGGCUGCUGAGCGGGCCAGGCUGUUAAGGGACGCCUGUGAGAGAGCUAAACACAUCCCGGAGAAUGUCCAGGCCGCAGCCAGGAUCCUGAACGCGCAGGCUUUUGAUCAGGACUCACAAGCGGCCCGCGUGGAGUCCGAAGUCCAAACUUGGGCUGAAGACUACCGAAGGGCAGUGGAAGCCCACACCAGAGCGUUAUGCACUGCCGCGGCCAGAGCCAGGGCCAGGUACCGACAGAAAGUGGAAGAGAAGAACAGAGAGUUAGAAGAUAGAUCUGCGCAGGCGGCGGAGGCUAUUAAAUUCGCUGAAGAGCUCCUGUCAGAAGGCAGAGACGACGAGGUGCUGUCGCUGAGCGGGCCGGCGCUGCGGCGGCUGCAGCAGCUGGGGGAGCGCGCGCCGGCCGCGCCGCGCCUCUCGCUGCGGCUGGCGCCCGCCGCGCCCGCGCAGCCGCCGCUCGUGGGCCGCCUGCUCACCGCGGCGCCCGACCCCGACCAAUGUCUGCUCAACACUGAAGGUCUGCAAGACCUCAGAGUGGACUGCAGACAUGAUACCAUAUUCGAAUUGAGAGACAGCAGUGGAGAGCGGAUUUGGUGUGGUGGUGAACAGGUAGCCGGUUACUUCAGACGACAAGACUCAUCAGCUCGACCUGACUUUGCUCGCGUGAAGGACCUCGGAGACGGCACUUAUGAGAUUUCCUUCACACCUUCCAGUCCUGGGGCUUAUCUGCUAGCUGUGACUCUUGACAAUAAACCUAUAAAGGGCAGCCCGUUCGCGUGCGCGGCGCGCGCGGCGGCGGCGCACUGGGGCCGCUUCCACUGCUGCGCGCUGUGCUCCAGCGCCGGCCGCGCGGGCUGCGCGUGCGGCGGCUCCGUGCCCGGCGGCUACAAGGGUUGCGGCCACGGACACGCGGGCUGGCCAGGCUCCCGCCACUGGUCGUGCUGCGGCGCCACCUGCCGGUCGGCGCCGUGUGGGAAACCACGGACACACCGCCACACAUCCGCACUAUAUCAAUUCUCACUAUAAAAUAAAUCAAUAAAUAAAUAAAUAUAUAUGGGACAAAUUUUAUUGAUUCGAGUUAGCUUCGAAGUAAGUUCGAGACUUGUGUUACGUGAUACUAACACAACGAUACUAUAUGUUAUAAUAAAUACUUAUAUUAUAAACAUCCAAGUCCCCAGACCAAUCAGAAAAAGUUGUUUUCUAAUCAAGCCGUGGCCGGAUUUCGAACCCGGCACCUCCGAUGUUACAGACAAGAGUACGACC